This is a messenger RNA of Erigeron canadensis, 877 nucleotides long. RefSeq lists its product as uncharacterized. The record is from RefSeq and is a predicted model, not a curated record. Bases 112 to 714 code for a protein of 200 amino acids. NCBI's taxonomy places the organism in Eukaryota, Viridiplantae, Streptophyta, Magnoliopsida, Asterales, Asteraceae. Gene Ontology annotation, molecular function: zinc ion binding. The transcript is spliced from 2 exons.
UUUUUCUGCUGCAACCAUGGCCAUGAAAUGAUUUCACACAAACAAAAAGACAAACCCCUUUUUUCAUUUACACAUAAAUACUAAUGGUUCUCACCUUUUCUCAUUCAUUACAUGAAAAAAAAUCCCACCUUUUUCCCAUUCUUUCAACUUGAUAAAAAAAUGGUAACUUUACAAGAACCCCAACUGGACUUAGAAUCCGGCGGUGGCUGUGGAGAUGUCACCGGCCGGCAGUCGGAGGUGCCGGAAAAGGGAAGGUUAUCCUUUGUGGCGGUGGAUGUUGAAAAUGGUGGUGAGGUAAAUAUAUUGUUGAAAGAUGAAAAAGAUUGCAGAAUAUGUCAUAUGAGUUUGGAUGUAAAUAGUGAAGAAUCUGAAAAUGGGAUUCCGAUUGAAUUGGGGUGUUGUUGUAAAGAUGAUUUGGCUGUUGCUCAUAAACAUUGUGCUGAAGCUUGGUUCAAGAUUAGGGGCAACAGAACAUGUGAAAUCUGUGGAUCAAUUGCAAAAAACAUUGCUGGUGCAGAUGAGGUUGAAAUGUUAGACCAGUGGAACGAAGUAAAUGGUUCCACCCCAUCUCGUGCCCCCGCAUCUGGUGAGACCAUGGCUACAUUAGAUGCCCGCAACUUCUGGCAGGGCCACCGGUUUCUCAACUUCUUAUUGGCUUGUAUGGUUUUUGCCUUUGUCAUAUCUUGGCUAUUCCAUUUCAACGUGCCAUCUUGAUAACAUCAAAUGAAGGUCGAUGAGGUAAUUGUUUCUGGUAGGACGGCAUCAAUAGAGUGCUCCUCUAUUUUUGUCGAUAAUGUAAUGUUUGUAGUGGUUCAUUAGUUCUUGUGUGAGUGUAACUUCAAGAUAUGUAUGAAAUGUACUCUCUAAGUCAACACAA